UGUCAGAAAGUGAGUUCAUUCCUCGGACUCGAGAAGACGGUACGCCGUCGAUUGCUCGGUGCCCCUUCGAUUGCAUUAAGCGAAAAGAAACCGUAAGCGGAGUACAGCUCAUUCCACCGAGCCCGGCCAUGGACGAACAGGCGGGCCCCGGCGUGUUCUUUAACAACAAUAACUCUGUUUUACCCGGCGCUGGCAAAGGACCACUGCCUGAUGGCGACGCAGGGGAGGCGGCUCGGGCGCAGUACAGUAUCCCGGGGAUAUUACACUUCCUGCAGCACGAAUGGGCCCGUUUCGAAGUCGAGAGGGCACAAUGGGACGUGGAGCGUGCAGAAUUACAGGCUCAAAUCGCCUUCCUACAAGGAGAGCGGAAAGGCCAGGAGAACCUUAAGAAAGACCUUGUGAGGAGGAUCAAAAUGUUGGAGUUUGCACUUAAGCAAGAGAGAGCAAAGUACCACAAAUUAAAAUACGGGACUGAGUUAAAUCAAGGUGACAUGAAACCACCAAGCUACGAUUCCGACGAGACGAAUGAGAACGAUACUUCUGGAUCGCUGAACAAUCAGCUGUCCUGGAAACAAGGACGGCAGCUUCUCAGACAGUACCUGCAGGAGGUUGGCUACACAGACACCAUUUUAGAUGUGAAGUCACAGCGUGUCCGAGCACUGUUGGGUCUAGCUGGCGAUGGAAGUGGGAAGACAGUUGAACGUAUAAGUACAGAACCUUUGGUCAAUGGGACAGACACAACAAAGGGCAUGGGAACCAGAGCGAAAACUGAGCUCUCGGACACGAGCGCUGUAUUGGAAGCCUUCAAGUUCAUCGAGAAUGCAGCAGCUGAGUUCAGUGAUGAAGAUGAUGAAGAGGAUAGUGAGGGGAAGGACAGGACCAAUGUGGAAUCCAGAACGAUCAUUAGAAAGAAGCCAUCAUCGUCAACGCCGCCAGCUAGUAUGGACACUAGUGAGGACCCAGACACAGAAGAUGCUCUUAAGGGCUUUGACUUUUUAUCAAGUCCUGACGAGAUGGACAUCUCACCUGAGUGCAGAGGGACAGGAGACGGCACUGACUGGGACAAGGACGAGCACGGUCCCAUUUCUGAGGCCUGGGACGUGGAUCCAGGCUUGAUAACCAAACUCAAGGAGCAGUACAGAAAGGAGCGCAAGGGGAAAAAGGGGGUGAAGAGACCCAACCGGUCCAAGCUCCAGGACAUGCUGGCUAAUUUGAGGGAUACUGAGGAUGUGUCCCACAUGCAGCCACCAUCGACCACUCAAUCCCGAUCCAACGUUGUGCGAUUUAACGAGCACGACGGCAACCGAACAGAUGAAGUGGAGGCGCUGACCUUCCCGCCUACUUCAGGGAAGUCGUUCAUUAUGGGCUCAGACGAGGCCAUGGAGAGCGAGCUGGGCCUGGGCGAGCUGGCCGGGCUCACUGUAGCCAACGAGGCCGACAGCUUGGCGUACGAUAUUGGCAACAAUAAAGAUGCCAUGAGAAAAACCUGGAAUGCUAAAUUUACACUCCGGAGCCAUUUUGACGGGAUUCGGGCCCUGUCUUUCCACCCAGUGGAACCUGUCCUUGUAACUGCUUCAGAAGAUCACACACUCAAAAUGUGGAAUCUUCAAAAGACAACUCCAGCCAAAAAGAGUACAUCUUUAGAUGUGGAGCCCAUCUACACGUUCAGGGCCCACAGGGGGGCUGUGUUGAGCGUAGUCAUGAGCGCCACUGGGGAGCAAUGUUUUAGUGGAGGAGUGGAUGGCACCAUCCAAUGCUGGAACAUGCCGAAUCCCAACAUCGACCCCUAUGAUUCCUAUGACUCAUCAGUUCUUCGUGGGGAGCUGUGCGGUCACACAGACUCCGUUUGGGGUUUAGUGUACAGCAGUGCACACCAGCGCCUUCUCUCGUGCUCGGCCGAUGGGACAGUGAGACUGUGGGACGCCAACAGCACCUCCCCAGCCCUCGCAGUAUUCAACGAAAAUAAAAAGAUGGGAGUUCCCUCUUCGGUGGACCUGGUUUGCAGUGAACCAGCUCACCUGGUCACAUCCUUCACUAGCGGGGAGAUCGGCCUUUUCAAUAUGGAGACAAGUCAACUUGUCCUCAGUCUAGAGUCCAAUGCAGGGCAAGGUCUUCCAAUUCACAUCAACAAGAUCCUCAGCCACCCAACGCUGCCCAUCACCAUCACAGCACAGGAGGACAGACACAUCAAGUUCUUCGACAACAACACUGGCAAACUGAUACACUCUAUGGUGGCCCACCUGGAUGCCGUCACGAGCUUAGCCGUGGACCCCAACGGACUGUAUCUCAUGUCGGGCAGUCACGACUGCUCCAUCCGCCUGUGGAACCUGGAGAGUAAAACCUGCAUCCAGGAGUUCACGGCUCACCGAAAGAAAUUUGAGGAGUCCAUUCACGAUGUGGCUUUUCAUCCCUCCAAAUGCUACAUCGCCAGCGCCGGGGCGGACGCUCUUGCCAAGGUGUUCGUAUGACGCAGUGCCACGUCUCUCCCCGUAGCUCCCUUCCCCGUCCCUGCCUCCAGUAACCAGGGACCAAUUGAGGCACAGGAGGGGAAUAGACUUAAAGGGACGGGUCCAAUCUCAUCCCCCCAUCGCUCACUGGGAGACGCCGUAGCUGCAAACGGGACAUGGAUCUCCACGUGAAGUUCGGGCUGGGAGAACUGUUCUCUAGCCCUUAGUCAUCUAGCAUCCAGGCAGGCCUGGAUGUUAUCGCUUACAGCGCCAUCUCCACAGCUAGGAGGCUCAGAACAAGUGUGGGGGGAAAGGGGUGAGAAAUAAAGAAACCUGGUUUCAAGCCGCUCAGCCCACCCCCCUCAGGCCUUUUCCUCCCCAUCGACAGACCCCCCCCAACAAGAUCAGGUUUUGUUUUCAGUCCAGAUUCACUUCUCCUCUUGCUGGUCUGCCUUGAUUUUCCUUUUUAAAACACUUGUUGACAAAUGUGCCUUUGCUUUAAAAGGCCUUGGAAAUGUUAUUUUAACAAGCUUGUUUCUGGGGAGUGGUGAGGGAGGGAGCGCCAGAGAAACUCAUCCGGUUGCCACAGUGUUGCUGAUUUUAACAUUGGAUGUAAAAUGACAAAUACUUAUAAUAAACAAAAUAUAUAUUCAGUCUUAAAAUUAACUGUGCAGUGAGUUUGAGUGCUCCUUUUGAUAAAUGUAUCUGGGGAAUCAGUUUUGUGCUUUUCCAGACAAAGCUGGUAGUGUGACGCAAAGCAGAUACAGUAUAUGGUCUGUUUGUUAGAAUAUUGUACACUUGACAAGUAAGAUUAGCGUACAAACAUUUGUGUCUAAAGUAAACCAUUUUUGGUUAUAUACUAUUACAAUUUAAAGUUGGUUAUUGAUGUCCAUUUUAGGAAUAACUAAUUUUGGCCAGUUUGCUCUUGUUCCAAUUGACUUGUACUGUUUGUAGUCCCCUCCCCCACCGGACAUGCUUAUUACAACGUGAUGUGUCAUGUCCACCUAUUGACAGUAGUCCAGUGUUUAGCGGGACCUUAGUGCAGUACUCAAGGACUCUUUCAAAUAACUUGUCCACCAUCUAACACGGAGUGAGGUGACAUUUCCUGCAAGUUCUAAUCCUACUGUAAACUGUGAGAUGUUCCUUGGGUUUGAAUCAAAUGAGCGGAGAGCGCAGCAUUCAACGAGCCAUUUUCUCAGUCACUGGUUUGUAAAUCAAAGCAAUGUUCAAAAUAAACCUGCUGUAAACUAUUCACCUCACUGUCAGUUGUUUUCAUGCACGCUAUUGAACUCAUUCUCAAAGCAGCGCCAUGAAGUUGUCUUAUUUUCUUUAUUUUAUCAAAACUUGCAAAAAAAAAAAAUCAUUGUGAGCAAAUAUGCUGAUAUGAAUAUGUACAAAUAAGGAGACAAUCAUAAAUACUCUUUAGACAAAAGCUGUUUAAAAGCAAGCGCACUGUUAAGGAAAUAAAUCAUGCAGUGCACGUAAGCUCCAUUCCAACGACCUUUCAUGCCGACGCAGUACAAGAACCAUAAUAAGGAACCGACACAGUGUCCCCACGAACCAAUUUCUCCAGUUAGGAAGAAAAAGCACCACUUUAGAUAAAGCGCAAAGAAAAAGCCUCAAAAAAGAAGUGCCGCUUGUGCCAAAUGUCAACUUUUCUUUGUCCUGGAACCACCUCGACUUAGAUACUCUUGCUUUACAUUUUGGUACCACCUUCAAAUAAUUUGCAAAUGAUGAACAGUUUCACUUUUUGAAUUGAACAACUGAAAAAUAUUGAACGAAAUUCACUUAUGCUUAAAGGUUAGC
Molecule: messenger RNA, 4253 nt
Organism: Corythoichthys intestinalis (scribbled pipefish)
Lineage: Eukaryota; Metazoa; Chordata; Actinopteri; Syngnathiformes; Syngnathidae
Product: striatin-like
Exons: 17
Coding region: 129-2468 (779 amino acids)
Cellular component (GO): dendrite
Molecular function (GO): armadillo repeat domain binding; protein phosphatase 2A binding; protein-containing complex binding
Source: RefSeq, a predicted model, not a curated record